UAUUGAUUUUUAAGGAAUUGCUAAUUUUUUGUUUAGAUGACAAUUAUAAAUAAAUGGGUUGUUACAAGAUAUGGAUUUAAUCUUAAUUUUUUUAUGUUGAUUAUUCAAUUACUUAUUUCUAUUGCAAUUCUUCAUAUUUUUGAGAUUUUUAAAGUUAUUUCUUUACCAAAAUUUACAUUUUCUAUGGUAAAACAAUGGUUUCCAAUUUCAUUUUUAUUUAUUACUAUGAUCUAUACAAGUAGUAAAGCGCUUCAAUUUCUUUCAAUUCCAAUUUAUACUAUUUUCAAAAAUUUCACAAUCAUUAUAACUGCAUAUGGUGAAGCUUUUUUUAUGGGUGGCUCUGUAUCUAAACUUGCUUUAUUAUCUUUUUUUAUGAUGAUUUUAUCCUCUCUUAUGAUAGCAUGGGAUGAUCUAUAUUCUUUGUUAUCAGGAUUAUGGUUUCGUCGCUCUUUUUUACUCGAUCAUUCCUUUUUAUAUUAUGGUUACCUUUGGAUAAUUACCAAUUGCAUAUGUAGCUCUGCAUAUGUUUUAGAAACUAGAAAAAAAAUUAAAUCUGGUCAUUUUACUGAUUUCGAUUCUAUGUUUUAUAGCAAUUUACUUGGAAUUCCUAUUUUAAUUAUCUGCACUUUAACUAUGGAUGAUUGGAGUAGUCAAAACAUCACACUCAAUAAAAUAAAUAUCAUUCCAAUCAUUUCAAUAUUAUUAUCUGGUAUUUUUUCUGCUGGAAUCGGUUACACCUCUUUAUGGUGUAUCAGAGUAACUUCUUCAACUACUUAUAGUAUGAUAGGUGCUUUAAAUAAGUUGCCUGUAUCUAUCACUGGACUUGUUUUUUUCAUACACCUGUAACUUUCUCUACGAUAAGCGCUAUCGUACUCGGUAACCUUCAU
Pneumocystis carinii B80 is the source of this 887-nucleotide messenger RNA. RefSeq lists its product as hypothetical. The coding region runs from base 37 to 846 and encodes 269 amino acids. NCBI's taxonomy places the organism in Eukaryota, Fungi, Ascomycota, Pneumocystomycetes, Pneumocystales, Pneumocystaceae. Gene Ontology annotation, cellular component: Golgi apparatus. The record is from RefSeq and is a predicted model, not a curated record. The transcript is spliced from 9 exons. Gene Ontology annotation, molecular function: antiporter activity; GDP-mannose transmembrane transporter activity.